Molecule: messenger RNA, 2379 nt
Organism: Leptopilina heterotoma
Lineage: Eukaryota; Metazoa; Arthropoda; Insecta; Hymenoptera; Figitidae
Product: putative ankyrin repeat protein RF_0381
Exons: 2
Coding region: 279-2150 (623 amino acids)
Molecular function (GO): protein binding
Source: RefSeq, a predicted model, not a curated record
UCAUGGUCAUUUUGACGUCUGCUCGGUUUGCUCUCAGGUCUCAGCACGUUUCUAAUGUUAUGCGAAAAGAGAGAUUUUUUUAUCAAUUAAAAAAACGUUUUGUUUUUGUUCACCAGUUUUGCAAUUGAAUUUGAAGAUAUUUUCUGUUAUUCGAUCGUCUCUUAGAGAAAUAGCCUGGAUACUGAAGAUAUUGAAGAAAUCGAAGAAAAAUUACUCCCAGUCAUCUUUUGUCGAUUUUCUUCUAAGCAGUGAAGAAAUAAUAAAAAGCGCGGAAAUUUAUGAUGUCGAACCGAAAGAGAACUCGUUCAGGAACGUUAAAAAAUACCGAAGAUACAGCGACAACUGAAGAAACAAUGCCUAGUGAAGAAACGAAUGACUUAAUUAAAAGAGCAAAGAAUAGCGGAAAGUCACCUUUAAUUCUGGCUAUUACAGAAAAUAAGACGCAAAUUGUUCGCGAACUUUUGGACACUAAACUGAAAACUUACAAGAGGUUAAAUUCACCGCUAACGCCGCUUCAAUAUGCAGCACAAUUCGGGAAUUUGGAAAUUAUUAAACUUCUAUUCGACAAUGGUUUUAAUGAAAUAGAACUGAAAAAAACGAAUAAAGAAUCGCCUCUCUCUUAUGCCGUGGAACAUGGUAAUAUUGAUGUUAUAAAAUACUUGUCCGAAAAUGGCGAGAAGGAAAAAUUGUCAAAGCAAGAGAAACAAGUUCUUAUUCGCAAGUGUAUUCAAAAUGAUCGAGUGGAUAUUGUAAAGUGUUUAGUUGCCGAUAAGGAAGGUAUCAAUGAAGAGGAUUCGAAUUCAGAAACAUUGCUUCAUUUUGCCGCGUCUCUUGGUCGAGUGGAGAUAUUAAAGUACUUAAUAGAAAUUGGUGCGGACUUGUACGUGAAGACGGAUUAUAAUGAAACUCCACUUCAUUAUGCGAUUAGGGGACAGAAAGUGAAAGCAGUUGAAGAGCUUUUAAAAUUAUGUGAAGUCAAAGAAGAAAAAUAUGAUACACUAUUUAGUGAUUUAGCGGUUCACAUCGCAGCCGAAGUUGGGAAUGAAGAAAUAUUCCGUAUGCUUCUAGCAGCUGGUUACUCUACCGAAAGUUGUUUUCAAUCCAAAAAUCCAAUUCAUCGUGCUGCUGCAUUCGGUCAGUGGAAAAUUAUAAAGAUACUCGUUGACUCUGGCAUUGACAUCACUAAAAGAACAAAAAACCAUGAAACACCUUUGCAUUUUGCCCUCACUUCUGGCGAAUUAUCAGCAGUGGAAUAUCUUCUAAAAUCCGGAGUCAGUUUAUUGAAGGAGAAAGAUGAUUAUCACUAUCCAUCACCUUUGGAAAAUUAUCUCUUGGACAAGGAAAAGUGGAAUUCGCAAUUCCCAUUGAAUCUAAUGAUAGAACGUCAAGUAAAAAUCCUCCGAUAUGUACUUAAUUCUUUUUCGCAAAAUCAACUCAACGAAUGUUUAAGAUCAGCUAUAGUUUCCACAUUAGAUCCUUCGGCACCAGAAGAAUUGUUAUACGUUCUCCUUGAAUACAGCAAUGGAAACUGUAAAAAUGUCCUCAGUCGUUAUAACUGUAAAAAAAAUUCAGCAAUUAUUAUCGAUCACAUCGAAAAAGUGGACAUACUCACCAAAGAACUAAAUAAUACCCUAGAAUAUUCGUCAUUCGAAAAUACGAAUUACUCGGAAUAUAAAACAUUCUGUCAGUUAAUAGUCGCUCGAAUUGCUCUCUUGUUGUCGAUUUCGAAAAAUGAAAAACUUUCCAAGCACUUGAGUUCUUUGUCAACAUUUUCCAUUGCAAAUUAUUAUCUAUUGUGUAAGCAGCAAUUGACCGAAAUGCAAAGUAAAAAAAUUCACGAAGACUUCGAUGUAACUUAUUAUGAUAUUUUAAAAAAACCUAUCGAAAAUAUCGCGAAUUAUACAAAGUAUGAAAAAAUGAUAACGAGCUUAGAAUCAACGUAUGCGCAUUUUUCAGCGUACUCCGGAUUUUUUAAAACACGGAUCGAAAAAGGUAGACAAAGAAAAGAAUUGAUCGACUCAACUGUUCAUUGUUUAUUCAACAUUGUUGUAAAAAAUCAUAAAAUCGAAUUACCAUGUUUGGUGAUAAUGGAAAUUUUCCAAUCUUUAUCAACAAUUGAUCUUCGAAAAUUUAUUCAAGCCUGUUCGUAAUUAACUACAAAAAAAAUUCGGUUUUCAGUUUUUAAAAAAAAUUCUAAAUACUCGUCGUUUUGUUAAAAAAAAAAUAUAAAACCUAUACAGAUUUGAGAUUUGAUUUGAUUUGAUAUUUCAAAAUAUAUGUACUAAUAUAUAAAAUAUAUUUUAAGUUGUAUUGUUAAGAAUUUAAUUUUUCUUACUCCAUUAAAAAAAAGAUUCAUUUCUAAGAAAAGAAGUACCUAAA